Molecule: messenger RNA, 1401 nt
Organism: Stylophora pistillata
Lineage: Eukaryota; Metazoa; Cnidaria; Anthozoa; Scleractinia; Pocilloporidae
Biological process (GO): cell differentiation; regulation of transcription by RNA polymerase II
Cellular component (GO): nucleus
Molecular function (GO): sequence-specific DNA binding; DNA-binding transcription factor activity, RNA polymerase II-specific
Source: RefSeq, a predicted model, not a curated record
CUAGUUACAAACUCUGAUCAGCACUUCUACGUUUCCCGCAACGUGGCUUUAGCGAAGAUUCAAAGAUUUGUAAAAGGCUGUUUUAUUGAGAAGAAAAUUCAUAAGUGGAAAAAGGAAAUUUAGCGAUGUCUCAAAUGGAAAGCCUACGAAAACCCCCCAAAACUGCCAUUCAUCUUUGGGAAUUCUUACUCAAUCUCUUAUUGGAUGAAAAAAGUCAUCACAUGAUAUGUUGGACCAAUCGUGAAGCAGGAGAGUUUAAACUGAAAAACCAGGAAGAAGUUGCGAGGAGAUGGGGAAAUUUAAAGCAGAGGCCUGGAAUGAAUUACGACAAACUAAGUCGAGCGCUGAGAUAUUAUUACCAGAAAGGAAUCAUCAAGAAGGUUAAUGGACAGAGACUUGUUUACAAAUUUGUCAAACCAUUUUUUGGAAAAGAGAGCUCUCCCUCGCGAGAAGUUCCCUCAAAAACGCCAUCACCGAUGGUAGAAGAUAAGAUAAAAGCUGAAGAGCCAGUAGAAGGGAAGAGUGAAUCCUCCGGCGUGUCGUGUGUGGAAAACAACAUGGAAAAAGUACCUCAGAAUACGCUCACGAGCACUCCGAUGGGUUUCCGAAUCAUUCAAGCCCCAAUGGUCGGUCCAGGUCAAAUUCCAUAUCCACUCUCUCUUUACCCGUACGUUGUUUCUUGCGUCAUUCCAACGUGCCCACGACAAUUUGGAGUCAUCAAGUCAUAGACUGUUAUCAGUGUUCCUGUUUUCAUUGUGUUGUACUAGAGGAGAUAAAAAAAUCGUUUCUCUUAGGUUUUUUUCCAUUCCCCUCUCCGUACUUUAUUGUAUAUUUUACCUCCACCCCACCCCCACUACGUGAGGCUCCAAUUUAGUUCAAAAAGUGUUCGAGACUCCUCUUUGACAAACAUUCGUUUCAAGUGUUAUUCUCCCUUUAGUGUAAAUAAUUUCCAGUUACAUGGACGAAAAUCAUCGUUUAAAAAGAAUAGAUUAUCACGCUGCCUUUGGGAAGCAAUUUCUUUUUUCCAAAUUGACACUGACGGCGGCUGUAUAUAUAUGAUGUUCAAAUGUACAGUAUUAAUUUAAUGAGAGUUUUAAUUGUAUCGACAGAGAUAAUUGUCGUUGCCAUAUUUUUGCUUCUAAUUUAUACCUAGAAUGAUAUUGCGCUUGCAAUGCGUUUAGAACUCUGCGCACAAGCCAUUUAGUUAAUCACGUCACGUUCAUGGAGAGAUUGUGUGACGGGUGUUGCGAAGCCAUGAAGGCGAUUAGCACAGUUUUGUUUCUGCUAAGGGCGAAGAAUGAUUUAAGUCAAAGGUGUGAGUUUUUAUUUUGUAUAUAAUGAUGCAGGCUUCAGAUAGCCUCUUAAUAAUUUCAAUAAAUAUCGCACCAACUUUGAUUAGUA